UUUUUUAAUGUCAAGGUGGGCUUUUCAAAAGGGGGCUUCAUUCAAUUCCCCUUCCCGGCCCCCCAAUUCUAGGAAUUUAUAAAGAUUUUUUUUUUUUUUUACCAGUUUGGCACGAACCUUGAAUGGUUGCCUGUAUGAAAGGGCCGCUUCUUUAAAAGCUCUUGGGCUUUUUCUGCAUCUUUUCUUUCCCCAAAGAGCCCCCCCCCCACCGCUUCUCCAUCCAUCCAUCUACCCACCCAUGCCAAAAAACACCCACCGCCUAUUGGGAAGCUGGCCGGUGCCCCCCAGCCACCUUCCCCAGGUCAGGAGCAGCAGCAGCAUUGUCAUGCCAGGAGGUGCCCCCUUGUGUUGGGGGGGCCCAGGACGCGGGCAAAGCCAGCCCCCCCUCUCUUAGCCUCUCCUCCCCCAGCCUGCUGAUGUGAGAGCCUCUGCUUGUCCUUCCCUUUCUCCUUGUCCUCCUCCCUGCGUUGUCCCCCCCCCCCCACCCAAGCUUCAUGCCCCCCUGAAGAACAUGGAGGUGGUGGGGGAUUUUGAAUACAGCAAAAAAGACCUGAUCGGGCAUGGAGCUUUCGCCGUGGUCUUUAAGGGUCGGCACCGCAAGAAAACGGACUGGGAAGUGGCUAUAAAAAGCAUUAACAAAAAGAACUUGUCGAAGUCGCAGCUCCUGCUUGGGAAGGAGAUAAAAAUUUUGAAGGAACUGCAGCAUGAAAAUAUUGUGGCCCUGUAUGACGUCCAGGAAAUGCCCAACUCUGUCUUUCUCGUAAUGGAGUAUUGCAACGGUGGAGACCUAGCAGAUUACUUGCAAGCCAAAGGAACGCUCAGCGAGGAUACCAUCCGGGUCUUCCUGCAGCAGAUUGCGGCUGCCAUGCGCGUUCUCCAUGGCAAAGGCAUCAUCCACAGGGACCUGAAGCCGCAGAACAUCCUGCUGUCGUACGCCAGUCGCAGGAAGUCGAACAUCAGCGGCAUCCGCGUCAAGAUAGCAGCUGACUUUGGGUUUGCCCGUUAUCUCCAGAGCAACAUGAUGGCGGCCACUCUUUGCGGCUCCCCGAUGUAUAUGGCACCGGAAGUGAUCAUGUCCCAACACUACGAUGCUAAAGCCGAUCUGUGGAGUAUAGGCACGGUCAUCUACCAGUGCCUGGUUGGGAAGCCACCCUUCCAGGCGAAUAGUCCUCAGGAUCUGCGAAUGUUUUACGAGAAGAACAGAAACCUCAUCCCGAGCAUCCCCAGGGAAACGUCAGCUUACUUGUCUGAUUUGCUUCUGAACUUGCUUCAGCGAAACCAGAAAGACAGAAUGGACUUUGAAGCUUUCUUCAGUCACCCGUUCCUGGAUCAAGUUUCAACGGUCAAAAAAUCUUGUCCUGUACCUGUGCCAGCACCUGCUGGUUCAGUCUCUGGUGGAUCCUGUGGUAGUUCUCCUUCCUGCAGGUUCGCUUCUCCCCCAUCCCUUCCAGAUAUGCAGCACAUCCAAGAAGACAACCUGUCCUCGCCACCCUUGGGACCUCCGAAUUACCUUCAGGUGUCCAAAGAUUCCGCCAGCACCAGUAGCAAGAAUUCCUCCUGCGACACCGAUGAUUUUGUCCUCGUUCCGCACAACAUCUCUUCCGACCAGUCGUACGAUCUCCCACUGGCAGCCAUGGGCCGAAGACCCUCCAGCGAGUUCCUGAUCUGCGGAGGGCAGUGCCAGCCUUCUGUCUCCCCCCGGAGCGAAACGGUGCCCAUCCCAGUCCCGACUCAGCUACGGAACUACCAGCUCAUAGAGCAGAACCUGACGUCGGCCACGAGCCCGGGGUCAAACCCCCAGGGGUCACCAAGAUCUGGGGCUGUGCGGCGGUCAAACACCAGCCCUUUGGGCUUCCUCAAGACCGGCUCCAGCUCCCCGGUACCGGCUGACACCGUCCAGACUGUGGGGCGCAGACUAUCCACCGGCUCUUCCAGACCGUACUCCCCCUCACCGCUAGUUGGUACCAUACCUGAACAACUUGGGCAUUGCUGCUGCGGGCAGCUUCAAGGGCACGAAAUAAGGGGCCGAAGUUCUUCAGGUUCCUCGGCAACGCAGUCCCAGUCUCCACAGUCCCUCCUGUUGACAGGAGCUCGACUGCAAAACACGCCCACCCUGACGGACAUUUACCAGAACAAGCAGAAACUUCGGAAGCAGCAUUCGGAUCCCAUCUGCCCAUCCUACACAGGCUGCAGCUAUGGCCAUUCGCCCCAGCCCACCCGGCCGGUCAGUCUGGGGACGUCGCCCACCAAACACAUGGGGUCAUCUCCGCGAAGCUCCGACUGGCCUUUCAAAACUCCCCUGCCGACCAUCAUUGGCUCUCCCACAAAGGCGACGGCUCCUUUCAAAAUCCCCAAGACCCAAGCAUCCUCAAAUUUGGUGGGCCUCAUCAGUCGACAGGCGCCCUCGGACCUCUUGCUGCUGCAGCCGAAGGACAUGGGGGAGGCCAGAGAGCCCACACCCUUCCACGCCGCGCAGAGUAGUGACAAGCAGGCGAGAGAUCAACACGGAAAGACGGCCUUUGGCAGGUCUGUAAGUACCAGCAAGCUGUCGGACCAACCAGCAAAGGCUCCCCUUAGCAGCCAGCUCUACCAGGGCAGCACUGACAGCCUUAAUACCGAGCGGCCGAUGGAUACAGCUCCCCCAGGGGCCUGUGGCACCACUGGAGGACAUCCAUCCAUGCCAGUUGGAGCCAGUUCCAGGGCAGUGAUGUUCACUGUAGGAUCUCCUCCAAACAGUGCCACGCCUCCGACCUGCACCCACAUGGUUCUCAGAGCUCGGACGAUGUCAGUUGGCUCUAACAGCUCCGGAGGCUCCCUGUGUUCUACCAGUGGCCGGAUCCUGAUGGGCUCCCCGCCUGGGAUUUAUAUGGGGUCCUCACCUCCUGGAGCUGAGGCAGCUUCUUGCUUGAAGUACAUGCCUUACGGCACGUCGCCUCCCAGCUUUGAAGCUCCAGAACUGCCUGAAGAAACUUUGAUGGAGAGGGAACACACGGACACCCUGCGCCACUUGAAUUUGAUGCUGGCCUUCACGGAGUGCGUGCUGGAUCUGACGGCCAUCCGGAGCGGCAACCCAGAGCUCUGCAACUCGGCCGUCUCCCUCUACCAGAUCCAGGAGAGCGUCGUGGUGGAUCAGAUCAGCCGGCUGAGCAAAGACUGGGGGCAAGUGGAACAGCUGGUCCUGUACAUGAAGGCAGCCCAGCUCCUGGCCUCCUCCUUACACCUGGCCAAAGCCCAGAUCAAAUCGGCCAAACUGAAUCUCUCGACUGCGGUGAAGCAAGUUGUCAAAAACCUGAAUGAGAGGUACAAAUUCUGCAUCGCCAUGUGCAAGAAGCUGACCGAAAAGCUGAACCACUUUUUCUCGGAUAAGCAGCGUUUCGUCGAUGAAAUUAACAGCGUCACGGCUGAAAAGCUCAUCUACAGUUGCGCAGUGGAAAUGGUCCAGGCAGCAGCCUUGGAUGAGAUGUUUCAGCAGACCGAAGACAUUGCUUACCGGUACCACAAAGCCGCGUUGCUGAUGGAAGGCCUCGCGAAGAUCUUGCAGGAUCCGGCUGACAUUGAGAACAUCAACCGUUAUAAAGCUAGUAUUGAACGGAGACUCUCGGCUCUGUGCUGCAACGCCGUCGCCGUCUACGAAUAGAAGACCAGCACCACCGUGCCCUAUUCCUGGGGGACCACACAGCGUAGCCAAAAUCUGAGCAUUUCCCAUUCCGAAGGAAAGUUGGCUUCUUUCAAAGGAAGAAAGGAAGAAGGGAAAAAAACAGUCCGUGAAACGGAGGGGGGAAAAAUUGCAAAGAACGUGGGGGGAGGAAAAAAAUUGCCCUUCGACAAACGUUUUGUCCAUCUUUCGUCUCACAGCCAGAUGGGGAAAUACCCAUUUCCACCGCAAUUUUAAUCUUGGCAAGCAAGCAACGAUUCGCCGUCUUCAUAGAUUACGAGAAAAAGGAGCCGGCGUCCUUCUCCGGAAAGAUUUCUUUCCGCCAAACUCCCCCAAAUUUUGGUUGCCGCUUCGGGAAACGGGACGGACGUUUGCAUCGCGGAACAAAAAGAAAAAAAAAACGAACGAAGGCGUCGACGUCGUUUGCUCUGGACUUGCAUCCCCGCGAAGCUUUGCAGCCGGGUGUGAGUGGCACGAAGACCCCGACUUCCAACCAUCAGGAUUGCAUUUUGCAAAAUAAAUAAAUAAAUAACUUGAGAAGGCAAAAUAACAGACCUUUUGAGAAGGUCAGUCGUAGACGUACGAGCUUGGUGUUUCUUCCCGAAUUCCCUCUCGCCCGAAUACUUUAUAUUGCACUAAUUUACUAAACUGUGUUUAUCGGUGGGGAUUAUUAUUAUUAUUAUUAUUUUAUUUUAUUUUGAUAAUUAAAAAAAGAAUACAGAAAAGGCACAACUUAUCCAUUCUUCCUGCCCGGGCAGAGAAGGGUAAAAGAUAAAUUCAUUAUUGACUCGUUGAGGGUGCAGGAGAGACAUCGCAAAAAAAUAACAAAAAAAAUCCUCUCGGACUUUAAACCUGCAGCUUUCUUAGCAGACGUUUUGAAGUUGUGUAGACGUGUCGUAAGGUGAAUUCUUUGGUUUUAUAGCCCUUGAUCUUAAUACUUGAGUAAAUACUCUUAAGAGUGGCAUUUUCUCGACCUUCUCAUCUUUUUAAAGAGGUUGUGCAGACUUCCAACUCCCAGAAUUCCCUACAUAGCCGGCUGGGGAAUUCUGGGAGUUGAAGUCUUAGCGUUGCUAAGAUGGAGAGAAACAAACUGACUUUCGAUAGCAUUCUGACCUGGUUUCCUGGCCUGUCCUAUAAUCCUGGCUUGCUUGGUUGCUUUCAUUCUUUUGUUGCAUGCCGGCUGCCACCUGGACGGAACAGGGUGCUUCUGUAGCAGAAGCUUUUCUUUAAAUAUACAUAUAUAUAUAUAUAUAU
Ahaetulla prasina is the source of this 4909-nucleotide messenger RNA. RefSeq names its product unc-51 like autophagy activating kinase 2 (gene ULK2). The transcript is spliced from 27 exons. Gene Ontology annotation, cellular component: cytoplasm; autophagosome. Lineage: Eukaryota; Metazoa; Chordata; Lepidosauria; Squamata; Colubridae. Gene Ontology annotation, molecular function: protein serine/threonine kinase activity; ATP binding. The record is from RefSeq and is a predicted model, not a curated record. Gene Ontology annotation, biological process: autophagosome organization; axon extension; protein autophosphorylation. Bases 512 to 3637 code for a protein of 1041 amino acids.